Ruditapes philippinarum (Manila clam) is the source of this 1295-nucleotide messenger RNA. RefSeq names its product complement C1q and tumor necrosis factor-related protein 9A-like. The coding region runs from base 118 to 807 and encodes 229 amino acids. The transcript is spliced from 3 exons. The record is from RefSeq and is a predicted model, not a curated record. NCBI's taxonomy places the organism in Eukaryota, Metazoa, Mollusca, Bivalvia, Venerida, Veneridae. Gene Ontology annotation, molecular function: protein binding.
AGGUUCUCACUGUUAUUUGCGUUUGUUAUUGUCGUUGGAAUAUAUAGUUAUAAUUUUUCUGAGGCUAGAGAGCCUGUAUGUUCUAAAUUUGCGUACGAAGAACAGCUUUUAGAGAAAAUGAUUAGGACUGAAAUUAAGGUAGAAACAAUGGUAUAUGAAAUUAAGAAAACUGAGGAUAAUAUCAUCAGUACAUUAGGUGACAUUAAGCAAACAGUUGCUGAUUUCACGGACAUGUUUUCUGAUAUGAGAGGGAACAUAACGGACGAGAUGUUAAAAAGAGACAAAGAGAUCAAAAGGAGAGAAGAAUCGUUCAAAACAUUAUUUAAAGAAACAAGAAUAAACCUGACUAGUGACAUCGAGGCUGAAAAAGAGAAACUUAUUCAACUCCAAGGAAAGCUCGAACAAGCUCCGAUUGCUUUUUUUGCACAUCAAGUGAAAGACGUGAAGCUCGAUAUAACGGAUGAGAUUAUCAUAUUCGAGAAGACAUUCACUAACGAGGGAACAGGUUACGAUACGUCUACGGGCUUGUUCACAGCACCUGUUGGAGGACUGUACCAGUUUGUUGUUCAUACAUGUGUCUAUCCUAAGAACUAUAUAUAUAUUGGCCUUGUGAUGGAAGGUAACGUUAUUGCAAACACUGUAAACUAUGGUGAUUCGUCUCAUUGCUGUAAUACUUUUGGUGUAAUAAUGAGAGUUAGAUCAGGAGAAAAGGUUUGGGUUAAAGCAACUGUGUCAGGUUCUAAUUAUCAGCUUUAUCAAGACUCAUAUAGGAUGAACACAUUUAGUGGUGUACUUGUCAGUAACUGAAUUAUAAAUAAAUCAAUUAACAUUGAUGGGAGUAAAAUCAGAUUGUUAUAAGCUGACGUUAAACGUAAACGUUUCGAUGUAAACUGCUUCAAUGCAUUUCUUGAGACUGUAGUGUUUUGUGAAAUAGGUCGAAAAUUGUCGAUUUAUCUAUGAUGUGUCUAUAUGUUGUGACGAAUAUUUUUAUACCAUGGUUUAGUUUGCAUAUUGUUAAUAUUAGUUAAUGUUAGUAUCUUAUUUGCAUACAAAAUAGAGAAAAUAAGAAUCCUUAAAGAAAUCCCAACACGGCAUAAUUGAAAAUGUUGCAGGCUUGGUUUGAUCGAGCCUACUGUCAAGUGCAAACUACCGUCCAUACCCCCUAGCACCGUCUUAAACAGAAUUCAACAUUUAACAUGAACUUGUAAAAUUUUGAAUUUUGAAAUAUCCGCAUAUUUGUUCAUACGGCGGCUAAAUGUGACACAGUAGUGCCAUUCCAUGAAAAGCGGCGUAUG